Molecule: messenger RNA, 4527 nt
Organism: Puntigrus tetrazona (Sumatra barb)
Lineage: Eukaryota; Metazoa; Chordata; Actinopteri; Cypriniformes; Cyprinidae
Gene: rab22a
Product: RAB22A, member RAS oncogene family
Exons: 7
Coding region: 302-892 (196 amino acids)
Molecular function (GO): GTP binding; GTPase activity
Source: RefSeq, a predicted model, not a curated record
UUCCCAUAACUGGACUCGUCAACCGGAGUUCAAGAUGGCGGUCAGCGAGCAGCUAAUAUCGCAACUAAUCGAUCAUUAAUAUAACAUCUAAGUCAUCAUAUUAUAGUAAGCUGUGCGCGUUAUGUCAGUAUUUUAAAACAGCUUCUUAUACCGCCCUAAAGCAGCGGGUAUCCGACACUAGCGUCUGGACAGAGACUGUGUGUGUUGUUUUUUUAGCUUACGUCAAAUAGAAAUAGUUGCUGAUCAGCUUUAUGAAACUGUUUGGAAUGAUUGUAAAGUUUUCAUUAGUUUGGAGGUCAUCAUGUCGUUAAGAGAGUUGAAAGUAUGCCUUCUUGGGGAUACAGGGGUUGGUAAGUCAAGUAUCGUUUGGAGGUUUGUGGAGGAUAGUUUUGAUCCCAACAUUAAUCCCACAAUUGGAGCAUCAUUUAUGACUAAGACCGUGCAGUACCAAAAUGAGCUUCACAAAUUCCUCAUCUGGGACACAGCAGGACAAGAAAGGUUUCGUGCCCUGGCUCCCAUGUACUACAGAGGCUCUGCUGCGGCUAUCAUUGUGUAUGACAUCACUAAAGAGGAAUCAUUCCAGACGUUGAAGAACUGGGUGAAGGAGCUUCGCCAGCACGGACCACCCAACAUAGUGGUGGCUAUCGCUGGCAACAAAUGCGAUCUCUCCGAUGCCAGAGAGGUGUCAGAGAAAGACGCCAAGGACUACGCUGACUCCAUUCAUGCCAUAUUUGUAGAAACCAGUGCCAAAAAUGCCAUUAACAUCAAUGAGAUCUUCAUUCAGAUAAGUCAAAGGAUCCCAGUUAUAGACGCGGAUGGCGGGUCUGCAGUCAAAGGCUUCAAACUUCGUCGCCAACCGUCAGAGUCGACCAGGGAACGCACUUGCUGUUGACGCAGCCGUAAACAAUUUGGCCAGAUCCUCUCCAGCCUUUGUUUUAUUUUCGAUUAGUAACCAAGGAUAAUAGCAGAUGAAGAAUGUGAUGUCAAAGGGGAAGUUGCGUAACUUCCUUUCGGAGCCAAAAAAGAAGUUCAGUUAUAAAUGAAAUGAGAUAUAUAGUCUGAAUCCUGAUGCAUUUCCUUGAGAAAAGAUGAAAAUGCCCUCAUACAGUCGUUGUACCUUAUCUUGCCAGCUCUUCAGCCCCCUUUCAAAUGUCUUUGGGGAUCCAUUUCUGUUCUAGAUCGCUGCUCAAAAUCAGACAGCAACAAAAACACCUGCUUAACAGAUCAGAUACUGUCCUGUCUUGCUCUCUUUCUCUCUCGUUCAUUCUCAUCUGUGUGCAACAACCUCUGCAAAACUUAUACAGUUUCCGAGUGAAACUGUUGCCUGUCCGUCUGUACAUUUUAAGAUUUGCAGCACUCCAAAUGCAAGCAACGCAGCAUUCUUGUCGCACUAUUUUUGCACAUUUUUGAUGUAUAUGAUAAAAAAAAAUGUGAAUCUCAUGAAAGCUGUCAUGUUCAGGUCAAAUCAAGAGGAAAAACUGAAAUUAUAUUUUCCAUAAAGUGAAGGUAAAGUCCAUUCUUGGGACUAAUAAUGUUUUUUUUUUUGACGUUGUGUAACAUUAUAUAAUUAAUUUGUAAAACAGUAACUAAUAGUGAUAAAUACAGUUUGAAUGUGUGCUUAAUUGUCCUAAAAGUGAUGUAACAAAAUGCUCUUAAAAAUAGACCUCAUUAUCUCUCUUUUUAUUGUAAUGAGGGAAAAAUGAAAUUGACGUGUUUUCGUGAGAUUUGCUUAAACACAAAUUUACUAUUAUAAAUAUCAAUAUAUGUUUGUGUUUCUGUUACACAGGACCAGACAUAAGGUUGUGAGCUAUAUUUUGUAUAUGAAAAAUAACUAAAAUCAGCGGUAUACUAAAAAUGAGGAUAACUCUGGGAUUUAGCAAGAGAUGUCUGAGUCUUGGCCAGCAGCCCUACUUUGAGAUGAGUUUAUGAAUUUAUAUAUGAAGAAUGUGCCAAAUCUUUUUUAGUGAUAUCGUAGGAGCCAGAUCAUGUAGUAGCAGAUCAAUAGGUCAGUGAUGCUGAUGGCAGCAUGUGUCAGUUCAGUUCCUGCUUAUUUAAUCAGUUUGCAAGUCAAGAUAUAGUAGUAACACAUUCUUUGCUCUAAUUAGCCACGUUCUGGGUUGCCAGAUUCUUAGCCACACAUCCAGCCUGUUAUUGGAUUCAGAAACCGUUUGAAUGGACACUUGUUUGCUGGUAAACGUCAGUCUGUACUGCUUGCAGUGCAUUAUUGUGGCAUUAGAGAAGUUCAUCCCUUACGCUUUGAGAUAAAGUUGGCCCCGUUUUAUAGAAUGCUGACAGGAAUGGGAGAUUCAAAGUGUUAGAUUUGAUCAUUUUUCCAACGGUUCACAUGUUUUUCAUAUCAAAAAUUUGAUGUUAGUGGGGAGGAGCCAUUUCUGGAAUUCUGUACAUGAGGUUGUGCGAUUUAGGCUUUUGUCCAAGGCUUUGUGAAGUGUGCAUUAUGUCCGAAUACUUUCUAAAAUUGCAUUUUAACCAUUUGUGUUAGUUGGCAGUUGGUCGCUUCAGAUCCCUUGCUGUUCCAUUUUAUGACUUUUUUUUUUUUUUUUUUUUACUGGAUUGAGUGAUUUUGUGAUGUUUUGCCAAAUUCCCUAAUUGUCUCAUAAACAUUUUUCAUCUUUCUCAUUCUUUCACUGAAUAACUUUUGGCCUGCACAUCCAACAUGCUUUUACUAUCUGGACAGGGAUUUAAAAAAAAAAAAAAAAAAGGAGAAUAUCUGGAAGCUAGUCUUGCAUCAGAAAGAACAACAAGGAAAAAAAAAUGGCUAAAGAAAGUACUUGUUCUAUACCAAAUAUUCUGUAGAAAUACACUUAAUUUGGGGGGGAAAAGAAUGGCAGAAAACACUUGAGAAACUUGCAUUUAAAAAAUUUGGAUUAACGUAAACACUAUUUGUUCAAGGCCAUUAAGAUAAUAUGGUGUGAGUGGCUCUGUUUGCUGUACAUCAUGUAGAAUUUAUUCAAACAAAAUACAUUUAUAUUUUACCGUAUGUGAAUAUAGAAUAAAUACAUUAAAUACAUACAGUAGUGAACAUUUGAAGUGGAUCAAAAAAGUUCAUCAAAGUUGUCCUAAGAUUAGAAUGCAUUUUGGUUUUAUAUUUUAGGACAAUUUUUAUCCACUACAAAUGUUGAUUAGUGUAUGCUUAACUGCAUAUACCCACAAUGGUUUUAAGGAUAAAAUGUGCUUAAAAUAUGUUUCAUCCACAUGCACAUCAGUAUAACACAUGCACCAUCUCUGUUGUUUUUAGAAAUGAAUAUGUGGCUUCUGUAGUUUGUCUUAUGAUGGUACUUCAAAAAUUGGUCACCGAUAUUAUUGCACAUGCUUUCGACACAUUAUAUUGGCAUAUGGGAGCGUUUAGCGAAUAAGAAUGAAUAUUAUGGGCAUCGUCAAAGUUUCUUUUGCCGUCCUUUAUCCUGUGAUUUUAUAUGCAGUGAUGCGAAUGCACCGUAAUGUUUUCAGGAAUUCACAAGUGCAAUAAUAAUAAUACUUUUCCCUUCCAAAAUGUGCGCUGUCAGUAAUAAUAGCUGAGAGAUUUAUAGACUUAUUACAGUAAUUGUAGUUAAUCCACAAAUUUUAGCACAACAAUAUUUUCCUUUUAGAAGACAGUGCUUGUUAAAUGGAAAAAAAGGGAUUACUUGGAACAAUACUUGGAGGAUAAAAUUGCACUUUUUCAGAAUUGCUGUGCGUCUUUUGCCCUAUUUGAAAGAAACAUGGAAAAAUGACAGUCCUAAGCAGUUUCUGCUGAGAAAAAAACAUUCAAAUUGAUUCUUCCAGUGUCUGUAAUGUACCUUACUGCGAAGUAAAAUCAUCUUUCACUCAAACCAGAAUCUUAAACUCUUUUAUUUUCUUUCGACGUGUCAAACUAUUUGGAGAAGGAAACAGUUCAACUAAUGUCAUAGCGUUAUUAAAGUCACUGAAGGGCCUUUACAACGAGUGGAAAUGCAUUACUAGCUCUAAAUGUUGUAGAAUAGCUGUUUUUUGUCUUGUACAAAGCCUGUGAUCCACAGCGAGACCAAACAUCUCAUUUAGUCCGGUUGAAGUUCUUGACUUCUUAGCCAAUUCGAAAGGAUUUGCUGAAUUGCUUGUCCUCUUGCUAGGGAGCACAGGCUAUGCAUUAAUGUCUUUUGAGGGGAACUACAAACUACACUUGAUAUGCCGUCUGGUGUGGUUUGCAGUGGUGUUUCGUUUGGACCACAAUGCCAACAGUCUUGGGCUGGCCCUAAGAAAGUUGUGAAAUUCUGCUUAUGUGCUUUACGUCCUUGUGUAUACCACACAUAGUUGAAUUGUGUAAAUUGAUUGAUAUGUAGUCUUUCAGGCAAUGUCAUACUUACCAUUGUAAUUCAGUAUAUGCAAAAGUAAUUUAACCCAAUCAUUAAGUGUUCUUGCUAUUUAGCUUUUUCCCUUUUAUUAUUUUGUCAUACAGCGAAGGCUUGGAAAUAACAUUUUAUUUGUUCAUUUGUGAAUGUGCAAAAGGGAGAUGUUAAGCUUUUUAUUAGUAAUAAAAUUAUACUAAAUCUG